Orbicella faveolata is the source of this 1330-nucleotide messenger RNA. Its product is annotated as aflatoxin B1 aldehyde reductase member 4-like. The record is from RefSeq and is a predicted model, not a curated record. Gene Ontology annotation, molecular function: oxidoreductase activity. Lineage: Eukaryota; Metazoa; Cnidaria; Anthozoa; Scleractinia; Merulinidae.
GUCACGCUUUUAGUAAUGUCACGCACUUAUGUUGUCUCGCGUGGGGUUUAGCUUUAGGAUCACCUUCUUGCCAGUAUCAAACCUCUUUUCUCGGCACCUCACUAAGAUGGCCUCUGCUCCUGUGAAGACAUCUAUUGGAUGUAUGGAAUUUGGAAGGCAAUGCCCUCCAGACCAGGCAAAAGAGUUUGUUAACAUUUGUAUGGAGAAUGGUGUUUAUGAUUUUGACACUGCUUAUGUGUACAGCAAUGGAAAGAGUGAGGAGAUUAUGGGAGACAUGGACAGUCUUAAAGAUCCCAAGGCGUUCAUUGCCACAAAGGCAAGUCCAUGGAAUGACAAAGGUCUUAAGUAUGACAAAGUGCUGGAACAGUUGAAUGAAUCUCUCAGAAGACUGAAAAAAGACACUGUGGAGUUAUUUUACCUCCAUGCUCCAGAUCACAACACGCCUAUCGAGGAAACACUUUCAGCUGUUAAUCAUCUCUAUAAAGAGGGUAAAUUUAAAUCCUUUGGCCUGUCCAAUUAUUCUGCAUGGCAAGUGGCAGAGAUUUAUUAUCUGUGCAAAAUGAAUAACUAUCCAUUACCAACUGUAUACCAAGGAAUGUACAAUCCUGUCACAAGAGAUGUAGAAAAGGAACUCUUUCCGUGUCUGAGAAGAUUUGGAAUAGCUUUCUAUGCUUACAACCCACUUGCUGGUGGGUUAUUAACUGGAAAACAUCGUUACGAAGACAGAGAUAGCGGCAAGAUUCAGCAUGGCCGUUACGCUGGUACUGGCCCUUGGGCUGAUGUCUACGUGAAGCGUUUUUGGAAGAAGCCCUUGUUUGAUUUACUUGACAAACUCAAGGUAACAUUGGAUCGCAUUUACGGCGAAGGAAAAGUGUCCUUGAUUGAUGCAACCCUUCGAUGGAUGUACCAUCAUUCCCAUAUGGAUGGUGCUCAUGGAGAUGCUGUUAUUCUUGGGGCGUCCUCUGUCAAGCACUUGGAGGAAAACAUCAAGAGUACGAAACACGGGCCCUUACAUGAAGAUGUGGUCAAAAUAUUUGAAGAGACCUGGGGUGAAAUAAAGAGCGACUGUCCUUUGUAUUUCCGCUGAAAUGACCUUACGACCACUCCAGGCUCACCGAAUGCGUCUCAAUUUGGUGACAACAUUUUUCAUUAGUACAGAAAUGAUAAGUGGGGUGACUGAGCAAAGCUUAAGCUAUAGAAGAUUAAGGUUCGUAACAAAGUCCGUUGAAGAAUUUGUAGUCGUACUUCUUUCGGUUUCAUAUUUCACGGACAGAUCAAACAGGCGCUUAUGUCCGCUUUAGAAAGAAAUAAAGUAAAGAUCUGAAUUGCU